Molecule: messenger RNA, 1314 nt
Organism: Homalodisca vitripennis (glassy-winged sharpshooter)
Lineage: Eukaryota; Metazoa; Arthropoda; Insecta; Hemiptera; Cicadellidae
Exons: 3
Coding region: 1-888 (295 amino acids)
Molecular function (GO): zinc ion binding; nucleic acid binding
Source: RefSeq, a predicted model, not a curated record
AUGACGGGAAUUAUUGGUAGCGUGGUUCAGUGUGAUAUAAGAAGAUAUAAGUUCAGUUUACGUAACCAACAGGACGGUGAAAGUGUAGCUCAGUACAUUGCUCAAUUAAAAAACUUAUUUAAAUACUGUGAGUUCGGUGCUAGUCUAAAAGACUAUUUGAGAGAUCGUCUUAUUUGUGGAAUCCGUUCAGAAUCUACUAAACAAAGACUUUUGUCAGAAGCUAAUUUGACCUUCGACAAGGCUGUUCAACUGACAUCGCAGAUUGAGAUAGCAGAGAAAAGCGCGGCAACGUUGGCGCCAGGCAGCCAUGACACCAGCUCAGUUCGCUGCGUCCAUCGGCUAGCAACGUCGUCGGCUAGGCGUCACUACAACGGACGUGAGUCAGCGCCGAGCGGGAGAGACAACUCUUCGCGCCACCACACCAACGCUUCGCGUCACCACGCCACGCCGAGUACCACACACGCACAUCAGUCCAGCAGCACUAGUGUAGUGAAGUGUAACUGUUGUGGCGCCGUAGGUCACUUCAGUAAGCAGUGUAAAUAUUACGGUUGUGUUUGCCAUAAAUGCGGCAAAACAAAUCAUUUAAAGAAGGUAUGCCGAUCUCAGGCUAGGGUGACAGAUCAAACAGCUGAGGUAAUAACAGCUGAGAGCCAGCAGACAGCGCGCUCUGGCUGUGCCGACGACAAUCCAGUAGGCAGUAACCGCACAGCUGAUGCGCCGCGGCAUUCUAUUUCUGUCCGCCCCAGUACAGCUAUGUCGCCCCACGCUUCUCAUACUCACACUACCUACACCAGUCCUAUUACUCAACGUUCACCACUUGCUCGUUCCACUCCUGUUCGCAGGUAUCCUCAACGAGAGCGAAAGCCAAUUACAAGGCUAGAUUUGUAAUAGUAGUUUAACAAGUGUAUUAUGGAUAAUGAAUUUAUAAUGUGUUUUAUUCCAAUAUUUUAUUAUUAUAAUUAUUCCAAUAGUUGAUGUAACAAUAUUCUUCUCAUUUUGUAUUAAAAAAAGGGUAUUACAGGUUAUGUGCUUAAGAAUUUAUGUUCAAUUUAUGUAAUUGUUUUUUAAUGUAACAAAAUUGAGUGUCUAAUUAAGAAGGGAGGGAUGUGAUAUCUGUGGUAUAUUGCAUAUAUAUUAUAUAGUGCAGGACUAUAUCGAUUCUUACAGUGUAUGUAAUAUGUUGGCAAUAGAUAUCGUAUGAAUAAAUCCUAUUGGCCAAGGGAUGACGCUCCCCCCUCCUUGUCCUACCCCCACCUCUAAAUACCUCAGUCAUCAACCGUAACCUCGAUGCUCCGGUCCACUCCAGUGUGUUAU